Messenger RNA from Gracilinanus agilis (Agile Gracile Mouse Opossum), 3041 nucleotides. Its product is annotated as bromodomain adjacent to zinc finger domain protein 2A-like. The transcript has 13 exons. The record is from RefSeq and is a predicted model, not a curated record. Gene Ontology annotation, cellular component: rDNA heterochromatin. The annotation marks the transcript as partial. Lineage: Eukaryota; Metazoa; Chordata; Mammalia; Didelphimorphia; Didelphidae. Gene Ontology annotation, molecular function: protein binding.
GGAGAUCGACAAGACCCUGGAGAGCAUGUCCAGCUACCGCAGGAACAAGUGGGUGGUGGAAGGCCGGCUGCGCAGGCUGAAAACGGCUCUGGCUAAGCGCACGGGCCGGCCCGAGACGGACCUGCUGGGCUCAGAGGAGAGUUUGGGCCGCAGGCGGAGCUCCCGCAUCCUGGAGGAGACGAGCGGCCUGGAGGAGGAGGAUGAGGAGGAGGAUGAGGGUGACCCUCCAGCCUUCAGUGUUCCCGAGCUGGAGCGGCAGAUCGAGAAGCUCACCAAGCGCCAGCUGUUCUUCCGAAAGAAGCUGCUCCACUCAUCCCAGAUGCUGAGAGCCGUGUCCCUGGGCCAGGACCGCUACAGGCGCCGAUACUGGGUGCUGCCCUACCUGUCUGGGAUCUUUGUGGAAGGGGCCGAGGAAGCCGCAGCCUUGGAGGAUGCGACCAAGCAGGAAGCCGACUCCGUGGGGGGGGAGGGCACCCCAGCCCCCUCCACGCCGCCCUUCACAGUGAAGAAGGAAUCAGCCCAGGGAGCCGGCCGGCCUUGGUCGCCCGGUGCCCGGAGCAGGGGCCGGCCCAGGAAGACCAAGCCUGCGCCUGAGCUGCCAGGGAGUCCCAUGUCGCCCGUGGCAAAGGAGGAGCCUGAGCUCACGCGGGCCCCGGAGCCGGCCUUCAAUGGGCUUCUCGAGCCCGAGGACUCCCCCAUGUCCCUGGGCCAGAGCCAGCACGACCUCAGCCAGUCGGCCUUCCUCUCGUGGCUGAGCCAGACCCAGAGACACGGCUCCCUGCUCAGCAGCUCCGUCCUCACACCGGACAGCAGCCCCGGCCAGCUGGAGCCUGGACCCCCGGCCUACCCUGAGGAGCCCGAGCCCCCCGGGCCCCGGGGCCCGUGGUUCAACCUGCUCCCCCGGACGCCCUGCGACGGGGAUGGCCCUGACCCCGAUCCACCAACACCGCCAGCGAACGGGUCCAGCGCGGCCAAACCACACUCCUCAAAGCCGCCGGCCCCCACCCCGCCUUCUGCCUCAGCCUCCAGGAGAUGGGCGGGCGGCCCCGGCAAGGGGCCCCAGAGCCCAGGGGGGGCCGGGCAGCCCAAGCGGAGGGGGCGCCCCCCCAGCAAGUUCUUCAAGCAGAUGGAACAGCGCUACCUGACCCAGCUCACUGCCCAGCCCGUGCCCGCAGACAUGCUCACCGGCUGGUGGUGGAUCCGGGAUCCUGAGGAGCUGGAGGCCACCCUGCGGGCCCUGCACCCCCGGGGCAUCCGCGAGAAGGCCCUGCACAAGCACCUUUGUAAGCACAGGGACUUCCUGAGGGAGGUCUGCCUGAGGCCAUCCACAGACCCCAUUCUCCAGCCGAACCGCCUCCCCAUGUGGUCUGUGAAGGAGCUGGCGGGCUGGGCCCCGGCUCAGAGGACCUUUGAAGCCGACCUGGCCGUGCUGCAGUGUGUGGAGGAGCUGGAGCAGCGGGUGCUGCUGGCCGACCUGCAGAUCCGGGGCUGGACGUGCCCCAGCCCGGACUCUGCCCGAGAAGACCUGGCCUACUGCGAGCACCGGCCGGAUCCCCUGGAGGACAUCACGGUGCGGGGCCGGGGCCGGGACGGGCUGGCGCCCUCCCGGGAGGACACCAACCCCCUGGAUCUGGCCGUGCAGCGGCUGGCGGCCCUCGAGCAGAAUGUGGAGCGCAGGUACCUCCGCGAGCCGCUCUGGCCGGCCCACGAAGUCGUGCUGGAGAAAGCGCUCCUGAGCCCUCCCGACUCCGCCGCUCUGGGGACCACCGAGAUAGCCUACGAGAUCACCCCCCGCAUCCGCACCUGGAGGCAGACUCUGGAGAGGUGCCGGAGCGCCGCCCAGGUGUGCCUCUGCCUGGGGCAGCUGGAGCGCUCCAUCGCCUGGGAGAAGUCUGUCAACAAAGUGACAUGCCUGGUGUGCCGGAGGGGGGACAAUGAUGAAUUUUUGCUGCUCUGUGAUGGCUGUGACCGCGGCUGCCACAUCUAUUGCCACCGACCCAGAAUGGACUCCGUGCCCGAAGGAGACUGGUUCUGCGCCGUCUGUACGGCCCAGCAGACAGAGGGAGGCUGCCCCAAAAGGGGCCAGAAGCGGAGGGGUGGCCCGCCGGACCUCCCAGAGCCUGAGAGCAAAAGGCGGCGGCGGACCACGUCCCGGGGCCGGGAUGGAGGAGCCGGGCCCAGAUGCUCUGGGGAUGGCCUGGCCUCCAGGCGGCGCCUCUCUGUGCGGCAUCACCGGAGUGACCUCACCUUCUGCGAGAUCAUCCUCAUGGAGAUGGAGUCGCACACGUCGGCCUGGCCCUUCUUGGAGCCUGUGAACCCCCGGCUCGUGAGCGGCUACCGGCGCAUCAUCAAGAACCCCAUGGACUUCUCUACCAUGAGGGAGCGGCUCCUCCGGGGCGGGUACACUAACUCGGAGGAGUUCGCCGCAGACGCCCUCCUGGUCUUCGACAACUGCCAGACCUUCAACGAGGACGACUCGGAGGUGGGCAAGGCUGGCCAUGUCAUGCGCCGCUUCUUUGAGAGCCGCUGGGAGGAGUUUUAUCAGGGAAAACGGGCCGACGUGUGAGGCUGCAGCGGGGGGCCAGCCGGCCUCCCAGAGACUCCCCCGGCCCCCUUUGCCCCUUCCCUCCCCCUCACGCGCAGGGGCGGGGAAGGGGCCUUCCCGGACUGAAAGCCAAAAAGAGAAAGAGAAUUGUUUUCCUUUCUGCUGAAUCUUCUCACUGGAGGGGCCCCACCGCCCCCUCCCCGCCCCGCGCUCGGGGCCUUUUCCUGAUAGCAAUAGUUCUAGUGAAUGUGUGAAACCGAGAAACACUCUGUACUGUGCGAGGACCCGUUGUAACGGCCAGUAAAGUGGACUUACCUCCCGAGCGUGCGGAGCCGGCCACGGGGCCCUGGACAUGCUGCUUCCACGUCCAGCCCUCCCCCCUCCCUCCUCCAAUAAUAGAAAACGAUUGUGUACGGGUUCCUCCCCUCGCCCCGGCCCCCGGACGCUCCUCGGCCUUCCCUCCAGAUGUCCGGCCUCCUCUGGGGCCGGCUGGGGG